AUGUCACUCAACGACCUUCGGAACGGCAUAGCCUCUUAUGGCGCCGGACAACAGCUGGAUGCUCUGCCAUCGGCAGAUAGUAUGACCUGGGCCCCGCAACCAGGCGCAAAUCCCGCGUUUUCUCUUUUAAUUGGCAGUCUUGAUGGGCAACAAAUACUUGCCUACUUGACUAGAUAUGGAGAGAAGCCGCGAGAAGUGCGCUAUUGCACCAGGCCUCCCCCUGACAGGCCCUCAAACAAACCUUCAUCGUCAAUGUCAACAGUAACCCAAGACGACGUCAUGAAGGCGUCUCUACUUCCGCCAUUCAAGUACCUUGCAGAGAAUUCUAAGCCCAUGAAGCGCAAGUUUAGCAUGCUUAUCCGGUGGUACUUUUUAAUAAAGGGAUACAUUGAUGGCCUCGAGGGCGACCAAGGAGAUUUUUGCAAAAGAUUCAGCUCUGCAGUCAAGAGGAUUGAGGAAGAGAAGCAUGAUGAGGAAGAUGGUACUCAGAAUCGCGCCAGGCGAAACCGCGAAGCCAUAGAAGAAAGCCCGGAGCCCGAAGACGCAGAUAGUACCUACACCUUGCGCUCCAACAGCCGUACUGGUAAGACGCACGUGAUAAAUGGCGACAAAUCUGAGCCACAGAGUCCAUCAGUAAGAUCGUCACGGGAGUUAAGGAACAGCAAAGGCAAUCACGACCUUGAGCGUUUAUUGGAGUACCUGAAAGACCACAACGCAUUGUAUCUUCUGGACAACCUACCUGAAGUAUCGGAGAUCCAAUUUGUUGGCCAAACAUCUAUACCCGAAGCUCAGCCGAUGAAGCUCUUUGUUGGACGCGAAGCGAAAUCCGGUGAUGAUAUAUACGCCUACAUGGUCAGUUUAGCGCGUGGCUUCCACGAAGUUCGAUUCUACGUCCAAACCGCGCACGACGAGGAGCCUAUGAAAACCGAAACAGUCUCCAAACAGCGCCUCAUUCAUCCAUUCAGCAAGUGCUACCCAAAACAGCCCUGCAUCCUAGAACAGUCCGAUAGAGCCAGACUGACCCUAAUGGUAAAAUUCUAUUUCAUCUCCGCAGGCAUCGCAACCGACUGCGUCCUCAAGGAAACGAAAAAAUACCCUGAACGCCUACGCGUCGCACUCGACUACAUCGCAGACCGCAUGGGUCCCGCCGCCGCCAAACCCCCUUCUCACACCAAAAAGGACGACGACGAUGACACCGCCGCCACCACCGCAGUCCUCAACAACCCCCCAAAACACCGCCUCUCAAGCGAAAGCUCCUACAUCGACGAAA
Messenger RNA from Bipolaris oryzae ATCC 44560, 1270 nucleotides. RefSeq lists its product as uncharacterized. The record is from RefSeq and is a predicted model, not a curated record. The annotation marks the transcript as partial. NCBI's taxonomy places the organism in Eukaryota, Fungi, Ascomycota, Dothideomycetes, Pleosporales, Pleosporaceae. The transcript has a single exon.